AUGUAUCGAAGAGGAAAAGUCUUUAAUUUAUCAGUGCGAUGGCCUCUGUUUGGCCUUGGCUCUAGUGGUAAAGGCGCUCCAAUCAAAGGAAUACCUUCUGGUAGUGUAGCUAAUGAUCUUUUUAAGCGCAGUCAGUACUAUCACCCUUCUCCUGGAAAUUAUGCAGGAAAAUCCAGUUACGGUGAGGCUGCUGCUGGAGCUAUGGCAUCCACUACACGUCCUAACUUGGGGAUCCACCUGUAUGCAAAUAAAGAAAAUGCCUGGGAUACAUACACUAAUGACCGUUUUUAUGGUGCCAAGCGUCUAAAGGAGUACUGGAAGCGCAUGAUGGCGGAUCGCGGUGUCCGGUAUUACUUUUUCACCGUCAUUAUCGUCAUGCUGGGUGCCACGGCAAAGCUAUGGCAUAUGCAGCAAAUGCAAACACUCGAGGGUGGGUUAUUAGGGCCGAAGAAAAAAGCAUAUCAUAGUCGACUGACCAUUGUAUUGGAUGUGGACGAGACAAUUUUGUCCUACGGUGAUAAGGCCUUCCGCUUGAAGGCGGGACUCAUACCUCGGCCUUACUUGGCAGAACUCCUAGACUACCUGACUACAAUAGACGCGGAGGUGGUUCUCUGGUCAGCGUGUAGCGAUCGUUACAUGAGACAGGUCCUUGGUGUCAUUGAUCCUUCUGGCGUUCGAAUUUCACACUACAUAAUUCGAAACAACGACUGGUUCACGAGGGAUCACUAUUACGAGAAGAACAUCAUGUGGCUCAAGCGCUCUCUAGAGGAUACACUUAUUAUUGAAAACCGACCCUUAAGUGUUAGAAACUGCAACGCGAACGCUAUACUUUUAGACGACUUCAUUCGUGGUGAGUAUAUGGACACGGGUCGGGACCAUCCUAUGAACGACCACGCACUACACACUAUUAAAAAUGUUAUCGAAGACCUUGAACGCACCGGGAUGUCUGUACCCGAGUAUUUGCAGAAUGAAGAAGUUCGGAAUAAAGAAAUAAAUGAAAUUCCAUGUCAUCUUUGCAUAAGACAGCUACCAGAUGAGAUUGCUCGUGGAGUUUUCUAUUUUAUAGGGGACAAGUAUACAAUGUAG
Messenger RNA from Phytomonas sp. Hart1, 1086 nucleotides. Lineage: Eukaryota; Euglenozoa; Kinetoplastea; Trypanosomatida; Trypanosomatidae. The record is from the annotation of a GenBank genome assembly.